Molecule: messenger RNA, 2265 nt
Organism: Amphibalanus amphitrite
Lineage: Eukaryota; Metazoa; Arthropoda; Thecostraca; Balanomorpha; Balanidae
Product: protein DDI1 homolog 2-like
Exons: 9
Coding region: 156-1526 (456 amino acids)
Biological process (GO): proteolysis
Molecular function (GO): aspartic-type endopeptidase activity; protein binding
Source: RefSeq, a predicted model, not a curated record
GACAGCUCAUUGUCCUAGAAAUCUGCAGUGUUUUGUUUGUUUGCAAGUCAUUGUCGGUCCUUGUUUUCUGUGUUGGCAAGGCGGAAGGCUGUAGAAUUCCUGUGUUGGUGUAGGUGCUGUGGUCCUGUGGUCUGCUCUGUGUGCUCAGUGCAGCCAUGCGUCUGACUGUGACAACUGUUUCUGGGGAGUUGUACCAGCUGGACGUCAGCGAUGAUCUCGAGCUGGAGAACCUCAGGGCUUUUGUUCAGGUGGAGACGGGUAUCAGCUCGGACCAGAUGAUUCUGCUGCACGACGGCCGCCGGCUGACGGACGACAAGAAGAGCCUGCGCGACACCGGCAUCAAGGAGGACGACGUGCUGCUGGUGGAGGCGCUGCAGCCGCCGGCCGCGCCGCCCGUCCAGCCGCAGACAGGUGGCGGCAGCGGCGCGACGGCGGCUCAGCAGGACGACCCGCGCUUCAUCCGUGACAUGUUCCUGGCCAACCGCGACCAGCUGGCACUGCUCAAACAAAACAACCCGCGCCUGGCCGACGCCCUGCUCAGCAACGAUCUCGAGCGUUUCACGGCGGUGCUGAACGAGCAGCAGAAGGCGCGCGCCGACCGCGAGCGGAUGCGCAUGCGGAUGCUGUCGGCGGACCCGUUCGACGCCGAGGCGCAGCGGCUGAUUGCCGAGGAGAUCCGCCAGAAGAACAUCGACGCCAACAUGGAGGCGGCGCUGGAGCACCACCCGGAGAGCUUCGGAUCCGUGGUGAUGCUGUACAUCAACUGCCGCGUCAACGGACACCCCGUCAAGGCCUUCAUCGACUCGGGCGCCCAGACGACCAUCAUGUCAGCGGCGUGCGCAGAGCGUUGUCACAUCAUGCGUCUGGUGGACACACGCUGGUCCGGGGUGGCCAAGGGCGUCGGCACCCAGCGCAUUCUCGGGCGGGUGCACAUGGGACAGAUCCAGAUCGAGGACGUGUUCCUGACGUCGUCGUUCUCUAUCCUGGAAGAGCAGCCCAUGGACAUGCUACUCGGACUGGACAUGCUGAAGAGACAUCAGUGUCUGAUCGAUCUGAAGGCAAACGUGCUACACAUCGGCACCACGUCCACGAGCACGCCGUUCCUCUCGGAGUCUGAUCUGCCGCCGUGCGCGCGGCUCAGCGGCGGCACGGAGUCGGCCGGCGAGCCCAUGGAGACGGCCGACGCCGAGAUGGCGCGCGCUCUGAGAGAGAGCGCCGCCGCUGCCUCCGCCGCCGCGUCGGGCGCGGCCGGUCCGUCCGCCCCCACCCCCGCUGCCGCCCCCGCUCCCCCCUCUGCUGCUGCUGCUGCUGCCCCGGCCGCCCCCGCCCCCGCCGCCGCCGCCGCCACCGGCGCUGGAGAUCAGCUGACGCCUACCGACAAGUUUUCCGAGGCUGACGUGGCGUCAAUAGUCAAACUGGGAUUCACACGUCAGCAGGUCGUCCAAGAGCUAAGAAGGUUUAACGGCGACACGACCCAGGCGACGGGCGCGCUGCUGGCCCGCUCGCUGCAGCUGCCCAAGCCCUGACACCGCCUGCCACCCGGUGGGGCUGGGGUGACGGGGAGGCCGGGCACCGACCGUCGCCCGCGAUCUGACUAUGCGUCCGUCCAGCGGUGGCGACGGCCGGGAGGGAGGGAAUGGACGGGGUUUUAAGGGACUGACGGACCUGGGGCGAACUGAGAGACCGUUGGGCUCUGACAGUCAUAAUAUGACCGGCGGGAGGGUGGAACUACGGCAGGGCUGCGAUGAGACUGUCGCGGGGCUUUGGUUGGACUGUGACGAGCCGUAACUGGAUGUGGCGUGGUCGGCAUUUGGCCAGUGGAGCCGGUGUGGGAUUCUCAGCCCGUCCUCGGCGUAUGACCGUGUUCAAAGGGCGGCAGUGUGAAGCGGGUGGGUCAAACCACGUCCCGUCCCGGCCACCGACCGACAGACAAAUCACCGAGUGGAUGUAAUUGGCUGUUUACUGCCGCGAGGCCCCUCCACAGGAGCUAUCAGUUUUGUAUGCGAAAUAAUACUUUUGCAAUCGUAUGUCAAAAAUCAUGAAAUGUAGACAGGCGACGGCCAGAUCAUGAUAUUCCAUCUCUGGGUGUUUCACGACUGUUCGCGAAUACCUCAUCUCAAAUAUCUCAAGUAGGCUACAAAGGAGCACAAUCAAUUUCAUGCAUCUGCGUAUUAUGUUCCAUGAUGGUGUUGAGCAGUGAGCUCUUUCCAGUGUACGUGAAAACCAUAUUUAAGCGUGUGCAUUUCAAUAUAUAACGUGACUGAU